CUAUCACUUGUGCUGUCGUUACGCGAUCUUUGGUCGACAACCGGACGAACUUUGGCUCAUUCGCCAACUUGCACGGUAGCUCUCGAUCGAAGUCUCGCUGGAGCAGCCGAGCCACAAAGCAUCGAGACAGGGGCCAUACACCACUAGCACGCUUGGCAACGGCAAGGCGGACGAAAUAGGCAACGAUGCAGCACUCGCAGAGCGACGUGGCGUUGGGUACCAACGGUAGCUGGGCCGACCUCAAGACCGCCGAGAGACUUAAGAAGCGUAGCAACACGGCUCAGAACCUCCAGUUCUAUGUCGAGGAGCAAAAGCGUUUGUACCAGGAGCUGCCCUUCUCGGUGCUGCCUGGAAUGCGCCGGCAGUCGUUCCAGCGUGAGCGCAGUUACUCCAAUCUCAAGUCGCGCAGCUCAUGGGGAUCGUUCACCAAUCUUGUGGCCAGAGGAGAAGAUCAGCCACUGCUUGGAGCUGAUGACGAGUUCCCUGAGCCUGGAUACACGUUCCCGUUAUUACUGAGCUGUGGUGUGGCGCUGAUGAGUGCUUUCCAGUUCGGCUACAAUACGGGUGUCACGGGCGGCAUCACCCCGGACAUCAUCUUCCCUGGUCACUCGGAUAUGGAGUGGGCCGUCUGCGUGUCCAUUUUCGCGGUGGGAGGUCCCAUUGGCUCGCUUACAGCGGGCCAUGUAAGCACAGCAUUGGGUCGUAAGAAGGCUCUGCUUGUGGACUCGUUCCUCUUCAUCAUUGCGGGAGCCAUCAUGGCACUGUCGGUCAACAUGUACGCACUCAUUUUGGGCCGUUUUCUGGUGGGCUUCGCCUCGGGAACUGUGAGUGUUGUGGUGCCUCUGUAUCUUGGUGAGCUUGCACCGCCCAAUCUGCGUGGUGCGUUGGGCACAGGCUACCAGUUGUUCAUGGUUAUGGGUAUCUUGGCCGCCGAUCUUCUCGCGUUCAAGUACUCUGGAGAAAGCCAAGGCAUCGCUCAGCCUGGUUGGCGCUUACUAUUCGGCUUUACGGCCGUGCCUGGAAUCCUACAACUGGCCCUUGCAUCGCUAUUGACAGAGAGUCCGCGUUGGCUCUUGACCAAGAACCGCCCCAAGGAGGCCGCUGACAUUCUGCGUCGGUUGCGUGGGUCCAAUGAUGUGUACGAGGAGAUCGACAGCAUUUGCUCGGCUAGUGACAAUGAAUCGGGUGCUAACACCGGUAUUUGGGACGUUCUCAAGGACCGAAGCAUCCGCUUCCCGCUCGUGGCCGCCGUUGUCCUACAGGUCGCUCAGCAGUUCAGUGGUAUCAAUGCUGUCAUGUUCUACGCGAGCUCUUUCUUCAAGAACGUUGGUCUGAAGGAUCCACUGGUGGGCGCUACGUUGGUGUACACGGUCAACGUCAUUUCAACGGGUGUUGCGCUGGUACUGAUGGAUACGGCUGGUCGUCGACCGCUACUGAUUUACUCUGCGAUCGGCAUGAUUUUCUCCAGUGUCGUGCUGACGCUGGGGUUGAUGAAUGCUUUGCCGUUUGCGAGCAUGGCUAGUGUGGGCGGCGUCAUGUGCUUCGUAUGGUUCUUCGAGAUUGGUUUAGGCCCCAUCCCGUGGUUGAUUGUAGCAGAGAUGUUCCCUGCCAAGCCGCGUCCGACUGCCAUGAGUAUUGCCACAAUGGUGAACUGGUCGUGCAGCUUUUUGGUCGGACUCACGUUCCCAACAAUGCAACGCGAGCUAGGCGAGUACACUUUUGUGCCGUUCUGUGCCGCGCUGUGCCUGGCACUCGCUUUCACGCUCAAGUACGUGCCUGAAACGAAGGGCAAGACCAUCCAGGAGAUCCAGGAUGAGCUUCGUUUGAAGAAGAAGCAGUCCAUGGAUGUGUAAGAGCGACGUGUCCAGCGCAGAUUUAGAAGAAAACCCGCGAACGUGGACCGUCGACAAAAGUAGUCACGACAUGCGAGGGAUUCUCCCGAGACAACAGCGUUUCAGUAAAAGUAAUAGCAAUGCUAGCUAGUGUUCUUUUGCAGAUCGUCCGGUAACGCAAAACUCUGUUGAUAUCGAGCA
Messenger RNA from Phytophthora nicotianae INRA-310, 2033 nucleotides. RefSeq lists its product as hypothetical. Gene Ontology annotation, molecular function: hexose transmembrane transporter activity. The transcript has 2 exons. The coding region runs from base 186 to 1853 and encodes 555 amino acids. NCBI's taxonomy places the organism in Eukaryota, Oomycota, Peronosporomycetes, Peronosporales, Peronosporaceae. Gene Ontology annotation, biological process: monosaccharide transmembrane transport. The record is from RefSeq and is a predicted model, not a curated record. Gene Ontology annotation, cellular component: membrane.